AUGAGCGAACUGCGCCACGAGUGCGGCGUCGCGGCGGUGUACCACCUGCCCGGCCCGCAAAGCCCCCUCUGCCCCUCCCAGGGGCCGUCGCAGGCGUCGCGGCUGAUCCCGCGGAUGCUGCUGGACAUCCAGAACCGCGGGCAGCUGUCCGCGGGGAUGGCGUCGUUCAACCCGGACCGCAAGCACCUGAUCGAGCGGUACCGCGAGCUCGGCAGCGUGAGCGAGGUAUUCCGGCUGAGCCACAAGGAGAAGACCGACUCGCUGAUGGCCCGCUUCGCCGGCCCGGCGGCGAUCGGCCACGUGCGGUACGCCACCUGCGGCAAGGACGACGUCAGCUACGCCCAGCCGUUCGAGCGGCGUCACCUGCAGAAACGCAAGUGGUUCAGCUUCGCCUUCAACGGGCAGCUGGCCAACUACGCGGAGCUGCGUGACCAGCUGCUCGCCGAGGACGACCACCACAUCACCCGCGCCACCGACACCGAGAUCAUCAUGCACGAGCUCGCCAAGGAAUUGGCGGGCGAGCACCGGCAGCCGCUGCUGGAGGUGAUGCGUGGCGCCGCCAAGCGUUUCGACGGCGCCUACACGCUGGCCAUGAUCAACGCCCUGGGCGAGAUGCUGGUCGCCCGCGACCCCCUGGGCGUCAAGCCGAUGAGCUACGCGGUGCAGGACUCGCUGUUCGCCGCGGCCAGCGAGAGCGUGGCCCUGCUGAACCUGGGCUUUGCGCAAGAGAACAUCCACUGCCUGGAGCCCGGGCACGCGAUCGUGAUCUCCGACGGCAAGCUCGAGAUCCAGCCCUUCGUGGACAACCCGAGCCGCGCGCACUGCUUCUUCGAGUGGAUCUACUUCGCCAACGUGGCGAGCACGAUGGACGGCCGCAGCGUGUACCUGUCUCGCAAGGCUUUGGGCGAGGAGCUGGCGCAGCUCGAGGACCUACCCAUCGACAAUGACACGGUCGUCGUGCCGGUGCCGGACACCAGCAAGGCGGCGGCCGACGCCAUGGCGUUCAAGCUCGGCGUGCCGAGCGUCGAGGGGCUGAUGCGGAACCGGUACUCCGGCCGCACGUUCAUCGAGGGCGGCGACGCCCGCUACGCCAAGGCCGCCAGCAAGUACACGCCACUGCGCGAGGUGCUAGAGGGCAAGCGGGUGCUGCUGGUCGAGGACUCGAUUGUCCGGUCGACCACCAUGCGGGUGCUGAUCGACCGGCUGCGGACCGUGGGCCGCGUGCGGGAGAUCCACGUGCGGGUCGCCUGCCCGCCGAUCGUGGCGCCCUGCUUUUACGGCAUCGACAUGUCGACCAUCGGCGAGCUGUUCGCGCCGCACUUCUUGAACAAGUCCGCCACGGAUGAGGAAGCGUUCCGCGCGAUGGCAGAGGAGCUGGGCGCCGACUCGCUGCGGUACCUGCCGCUGGAGUCCAUCGCCCGCGCGGUCGGCCGCCCCGCCGGCGAGCUUUGCCAGGCCUGCAUCAGCGGCCAGUACCCGACCAGCUGCGGCCAGCAGCUGUACGAGAUCGCGGUUGAGAAUGCGGGCGGGUUCGGCGAUCCCACAGCGGAGCAGUCGUCGUCGCGGACGUACGAGGCGGUCAAACCAGACGCGUGA
Symbiodinium pilosum is the source of this 1596-nucleotide messenger RNA. NCBI's taxonomy places the organism in Eukaryota, Dinophyceae, Suessiales, Symbiodiniaceae. The record is from the annotation of a GenBank genome assembly.